GCUGCGGUAAAUCCGGGCUUGCGGCUGCCGGCGGAGCCUGCGGCCCGGUGGUCCCUGCUGCGCGCCCUGCGCCCCGAGAGCCAUGCAGAUGUCCUACGCCAUUCGGUGCGCCUUCUACCAGCUGCUGCUGGCCGCGCUAAUGUUGGUGGCGAUGCUGCAGCUGCUCUACCUGUCGCUGCUGUCCGGGCUACACGGGCAGGAGGAGCAAGACCAGUAUUUCGAGUUCUUCCCCCCAUCCCCGCGGUCCGUGGACCAGGUCAAGGCGCAGCUCCGCACCGCGCUGGCCUCCGGAGGCGUCCUGGACGCCAGCGGCGACUACCGCGUCUACAGGGGCCUACUGAAGACCACCAUGGACCCCAACGAUGUGAUCCUGGCCACGCACGCCAGCGUGGACAACCUGCUGCACCUGUCCGGCCUGUUGGAGCGCUGGGAGGGCCCGCUAUCCGUGUCGGUGUUCGCGGCCACCAAAGAGGAGGCGCAGCUGGCCACGGUGCUGACCUAUGCGCUGAGCAGCCACUGCCCCGACAUGCGCGCCAGGGUCGCCAUGCACCUCGUGUGCCCCUCGCGCUAUGAGGCCGCGGUGCCCGACCCCAGGGAGCCGGGGGAGUUUGCCCUGUUGCGGUCCUGCCAGGAAGUCUUUGACAAGCUAGCCAGGGUGGCCCAGCCCGGGAUCAAUUAUGCGUUGGGCACCAAUGUCUCCUACCCCAAUAACCUGCUGAGGAAUCUGGCUCGUGAGGGGGCCAACUAUGCCCUGGUAAUCGAUGUGGACAUGGUGCCCAGCGAGGGGCUGUGGAGAGGCCUGCGGGAAAUGCUGGAUCAGAGCAAGCAGUGGGCGGGCACAGCGCUGGUGGUGCCUGCCUUCGAGAUCCGCCGAGCCCGCCGCAUGCCCACGAACAAGAAUGAGCUGCUGCAGCUCUACCAGGUGGGCGAGGUGCGGCCCUUCUAUUACGGGCUGUGCACGCCCUGCCAGGCGCCCACCAACUACUCCCGCUGGGUCAACCUGCCAGAAGAGACCUUGCUGAGGCCUGCCUACGUAGUGCCCUGGCAGGACCCCUGGGAGCCAUUCUACGUGGCUGGAGGCAAGGUGCCCACCUUCGACGAGCGCUUUCGGCAGUACGGCUUCAAUCGCAUCAGCCAGGCCUGUGAGCUGCACGUGGCAGGAUUUGAUUUCGAGGUGCUGAACGAAGGUUUCCUGGUUCAUAAGGGCUUCAAAGAAGCCUUGAAGUUCCAUCCCCAAAAGGAAGCCGAAAAUCAGCACAAUAAGAUCCUUUACCGCCAGUUCAAACAGGAGUUAAAGGCGAAGUACCCUGACUCCCCACGUCACUGCUGAGCCCUUCCCUCUCCUAGUCUGAGAAGUCAGCCUCCUCCCUCCUUAGGCCACCCCUCAGGCCUGACAGGGGUGAGAAAUUUCACUCCACUUUGCAGUGGUAGCUGUGGUGUUAGAACACUGGACUUGAAUAUGGGGUGCUGGGAUCAAAUCCUAGCUUUACCACUAACUAGCUGUGUGGCCUUGAGCAAAUCCUGUUCCCUCUCUGAGCCUCAGUUACCCCGUCUGUAAAAAGGGAGGUGAGAAUAUCUACCUCACAGAACUGUUGGGAGGCUCAGAUGAGAUGCUAUAUGUGAAAACAUUCUGUAAGCUUCGUACAAAUGUAAAGUAUUAUUAAUAUUAUUACAGUAUUAUUAUUAUUAACAGUCUUGGGUGGGUGGGUAGUAGGAGAGCAAAAAGUAUGCAUGGGACAGAGCUAGAAGUCUGAGUACUUAACAACAUGGACUUUUUGGAAAGAAAUCAGAGGAAGGCGUUGAAUUUAGUUCUUAGGUUUUGGGCAGUAGCCUAAACUUCCUGGUUCUCCCAGCCUUCCGUCCUCGGGGACUCUGGAGAAGGGAAGGGUCUGCAGGUUGUGUGUGUGGUAGUCCGCGAUCUCUAACCCUCGAAUAGGCUGGGCUGAGUUAUUUGCCUGCCAGUGACAAUGUGUAAAUAAAUGAGUGUUCACAUCUA
This is a messenger RNA of Diceros bicornis minor, 1996 nucleotides long. RefSeq names its product beta-1,4-glucuronyltransferase 1 (gene B4GAT1). Lineage: Eukaryota; Metazoa; Chordata; Mammalia; Perissodactyla; Rhinocerotidae. The coding region runs from base 83 to 1330 and encodes 415 amino acids. Gene Ontology annotation, molecular function: glucuronosyltransferase activity. The record is from RefSeq and is a predicted model, not a curated record. The transcript is spliced from 2 exons.